Myotis myotis is the source of this 1382-nucleotide messenger RNA. RefSeq names its product cathepsin O (gene CTSO). Bases 49 to 1014 code for a protein of 321 amino acids. The transcript has 8 exons. Gene Ontology annotation, molecular function: cysteine-type endopeptidase activity. The record is from RefSeq and is a predicted model, not a curated record. Gene Ontology annotation, cellular component: lysosome. Lineage: Eukaryota; Metazoa; Chordata; Mammalia; Chiroptera; Vespertilionidae.
CGAAAGGAAACCCUCGGGGCGGGUGGCGCCCGGGGCCUGGGCUCGGGCAUGGAGCUGCGGGCGCUCUGGCUGCUCUGCUGGUGCGGGUGCUGGUGCUACGGCGGCGGCCACGGAGCCGGUCCCGGUGCCACCUUCACCCGGACGGGACCGCGGAGCCAAGAGCAGCAGGCAGCCGCCUUCCGGGAAAGUCUUAAUAGACAUCGAUACUUGAAUUCCUUAUUUCCUAGUGAAAAUUCCACUGCCAUCUAUGGAAUAAAUCAGUUUUCAUAUUUGUUUCCUGAAGAAUUUAAAGCUAUUUAUUUAAGAAGCAAAACUUCCAGAUUCCCCCACUACUCCCCGAAAGGGCCAAUGCUCAUCUCCAACAUGUCUUUGCCAUUAAGAUUUGACUGGAGAGAUAAGCAUGUUGUCACACAAGUGAGAAACCAGCAGGCGUGUGGAGGAUGCUGGGCCUUCAGUGUGGUAGGUGCAGUGGAAUCAGCAUAUGCAAUAAAAGGGAAGCCUUUGGAAGACCUAAGUGUGCAGCAGGUCAUUGAUUGCUCAUAUAAUAAUUACGGCUGCAAUGGAGGGUCUACUUUUAAUGCUUUGAACUGGCUAAAUAAGACGCAAGUAAAACUGGUGAGAGAUUCAGAAUACCCAUUUAAAGAACAGAACGGCCUGUGCCAUUACUUUUCUGAUUCACAUUCUGGAUUUUCAAUCAAAGGUUAUUCUGCACAUGAUUUCAGUGACCAAGAAGAUGAAAUGGCAAAAGCACUCCUUACCUUUGGUCCUUUGGUAGGGAUAGUAGAUGCAGUGAGCUGGCAAGAUUAUCUCGGAGGGAUAAUACAGCAUCACUGCUCUAGUGGAGAAGCAAAUCAUGCUAUUAUCAUAACUGGGUUUGAUAAAACAGGAACUACUCCAUAUUGGAUUGUACGGAACUCAUGGGGAAGUUCGUGGGGAGUGGAUGGCUAUGCCCAUGUGAAAAUGGGAAGUAAUAUUUGCGGUAUUGCAGAUUUUGUUUCUGCCGUAUUUGUAUGAUUAAUUGAUCGAAUCAAGAGACAACUACCAAAAUGAAGGUUCCUACUGAAAUAUAGCAUGGUACUUCAUUCUCAGCAUUAUUCACCUUUAGGUUUUAGCAACUAACCACAACCGGUUCUAGGGCCUGGUAGUAUUUAAGCCAAGUUAUGGCAUGUCUCCUUCUUAUAAAGAGAUGGGCAACAUAGUCAGGAGGAAGAACACCAGCACCAUGGCCUGGGAAACAGUUUCCCACUCCGGAGUGAAUGUCAGUUUAAGAUAUUUUAGGUCUCUACUUUGAAGAGGCUAUUAUCCGGUUUUGUUUAAUUGCUGUUUUUGUUUGUUUUCUAUUUGUUUAUUUUCAAUGUCAUUAAAGAGCUGAUAAGAAUUUA